Vicia villosa (hairy vetch) is the source of this 615-nucleotide messenger RNA. RefSeq names its product protein MAIN-LIKE 1-like. The transcript has 2 exons. Lineage: Eukaryota; Viridiplantae; Streptophyta; Magnoliopsida; Fabales; Fabaceae. The coding region runs from base 1 to 615 and encodes 204 amino acids. The record is from RefSeq and is a predicted model, not a curated record.
AUGAGGGACCUCUGUCAGGUGGGCUACGAGACGAUACAUAAUGGGAUGCUGAUGGAAUUUGCGGAGAGAUGGCAUUCGGAGACUUCCUCAUUUUAUCUUCCUCACAAUGAGAUUACCAUCACUAUUGAUGAUGUGGCAUGCCUCUUGCAUCUACCUAUUAGGGGUACCCUCGUUGGUCACGGUAGGCUGGAGAAGGAGGAAGCGAUGGAGAUGCUGAUUGCUGAGCUGAGGGUUGAUCCUGAUGACGCGCUUGAGAAGGUUGAGAGGACCGGCGGGGCCCACAUCAGGUUUGGCGUCUUGCAGCGGAGAUAUGAUGUCGAGCUUCUUGCGGCUAAGGAGGUUGUUGGUGACGAGGUAGAGGCGGAUAUACACAGAGAGCGGGCGCUGAGAUGUUACUUCCUAUAUUUGAUAGACACCCAAAUCUUUGUGGACAAGAGCUCGUCAUACACAGACGUCGUCUACCUGACGUACUUAUCGAAUACUGUACGUAUCCAUGAGUACAACUGGAGAGCAGCUUUACUGGCGUACAACUACUACAGACUCAGAGAGGGAUGCUUGGAUACUACAGCAUUUCCCAGACAUUAUUGGCUGGGGAAAGGUGCCUACCUACACUGA